GUGAAUGGAGGGAAGGGAGGAGGGGCCAAGGAGGAUGGAGUUUACCUGGCCCAGUAAAGCUGAGGCGGGAGAAGACCAGCUGUAAGUACCUUGUUGCUGAGCCAGAGACCUGAGCUAUUGCCUGUGAUGAGAGAGCCCAGGCUGAAUGGCACAGUCCCCAGACUCCUAGCAGGUGUGGAAUAGGACCUGGGUGGACCUCAGAGAGGCCCAGGUGUGCUGGUGAGAGAUGCUGUAGCCUGAAGGGAACAGGAGAGGGGUGCCAGGCCUCCUAAGGUGAGGAGCCUGUGCUGGUCGAGAUCCUGCUGACCCCACAGGUUUGUUUCCCAGUCUUCAGGAAGGUGAAUGGACUUGGGCCCUCUGCUUGUUACACCUCAGUACUUUGCCCUUGAGUUUUCUGAUUGUGCAAGGUUUAUGACUCAGUAAAUGAGGUGGCCACCCAGAUGUGCUACCCACAGGUGGACAGGCCCCAGACAGUCUCCCCUGGACGUCCAUGGAAGCUGAGGGCUGAGGCUGCCCUGAACACUCUUGGCUCUGGGGAAGCAGGGCUGCAGAGAAGGUGUGCAUGAAGGUUUAGCUGUCACUUGCGAAAACUGCAGAUACAGAACUCUCCCCAUGGCACCUCAUCACAUCCGCAAAUACCAGGAGACUGACCACAAAAGGGUCCUGGACUUGUACUCCCAAGGAAUGGUCGAGCACAUCCCCGCCACUUUCCGCCACAUACUGAAGUUGCCACAAACAAUCCUGGUCUUAUUUGGGGUGCCCGUCGCCCUACUCCUGGUCUCUGGCUCUUGGCUCCUGGCUCUUGGAUCUAAUUUCACCCUCCUUGUUUUUCUGUGGCUGCUGGCCAGACACCCUUGGAAGAAGUAUGUGGUCAUGUAUUUGCAGACAGACCUUGCUGACAUCACCAAAUCCUACCUGAGCGCCCAUGGUUCCUGCUUCUGGGUGGCUAAGUCUGGGGGCCAGGUGGCAGGCAUAGUGGGUGCUCUGCCAGUGGAGGACGCCCCCCCAGGGAGGAAGCAACUGCAGCUGUUUCACCUCUCUGUGGCCUUGGAGCACCGAGGUGAAGGACUAGGGAAAGCCCUGGUCAUGACUGUCCUCCAGUUUGCGAGGGCUCAGGGCUACAGUGAGGUUGUCCUUGAAACUAGCAUAGUACAGCCGGCGGCUCUGACCCUCUACCAACGCAUGGGCUUCCAGAAGACAGGAGAGUACUUUGUUGACAAAAUCUCUAGACUACUGGGCAUUUCUACAAUUCAAUUUAAAUACUGUCUCCCAUCUGCUCAGGAAGGAGGCCCGUGAGCUAUUGUUUUGUGUAUCAGGCAGGAUCUGAUUGACAAUCCUAUAGUACAAGCAAACCCUGGCAUUUUGGUGUAACAAUUGAUGCAAUCUCAUUGCUUAGUGCACAUCUGA
Marmota monax (woodchuck) is the source of this 1407-nucleotide messenger RNA. RefSeq names its product probable N-acetyltransferase CML1. Gene Ontology annotation, molecular function: N-acetyltransferase activity. The coding region runs from base 613 to 1296 and encodes 227 amino acids. The transcript is spliced from 2 exons. Lineage: Eukaryota; Metazoa; Chordata; Mammalia; Rodentia; Sciuridae. The record is from RefSeq and is a predicted model, not a curated record.